This is a messenger RNA of Monosiga brevicollis MX1, 3090 nucleotides long. RefSeq lists its product as uncharacterized. The transcript has 22 exons. Gene Ontology annotation, molecular function: DNA polymerase binding; ATP binding; DNA helicase activity. The record is from RefSeq and is a predicted model, not a curated record. Gene Ontology annotation, biological process: regulation of double-strand break repair via homologous recombination; negative regulation of DNA recombination; telomeric loop disassembly. Lineage: Eukaryota; Choanoflagellata; Craspedida; Salpingoecidae. Gene Ontology annotation, cellular component: nucleus. The coding region runs from base 1 to 3090 and encodes 1029 amino acids.
AUGCCUGUGCUGAAGCUGCAGGGCAUUGAGGUGUCCUUCCCCUUUGAGCCUACGUGGUCCCGGGUCUCUUCAUGCUUGUUCUGCGAAGCACGGCAUACCUCACCAAUGCCUGACAUAACAGUGAACAAGCCCGACGAGCUGCGCGCCGAGCUGCUGCUCUCGCAAACAGUCAAGGAGCUGAAGAAUACCGACUAUCGCGCCCGCUCUGCAGUGCUGGGUUCUCGCGAUCAGCUAUGCGUGCACCCUGAGGUAAAAACCAUCAGCAGCAAUGCUGCCAAAACUCGUGUCUGCAAGAUUCGCGUCAACGCCCAUGACUGCAGCUUUUAUCAAAACGUAGACCCCGUGUUUCGCGACGUGGACGCCGACCUGGCCACCAACCCCCAUCCGGCCCUUGACCUUGAGGAUUUGGUCCAGCUCGGCGAGCGGCGCCAUGCCUGCCCCUACUUUCUGAGCCGCAGCAUGCAAUCUGGCGCCGAUGUCAUUCUGCUUCCCUACAACUAUUUGAUUGACAAGCAAACUCGAGCCUCGCAGGGCAUCGAUCUGAAUGGUGCCGUGGUCAUCUUCGACGAAGCCCACAACAUCGAGUCGUCUUGCGAAGAAGCUGCUUCAUUUGAUCUAACGUCUGCCGACUUGGCCGGCUUUCUCACGGAGAUUGACCAGCUGCUGCGAGUAGCAGAUGCAGACCGUCCUGAACUAUCCGAGGACCGCCUGCUGCUCCUAAAAAAAGCCGUGCUGGACCUUGAGGCUGCCCUCGACCGCAUAGAACUUAAAAACGGUGGUUUCAAAGCCAAAGGUGACUACAUGUACCAGUUCUUUGCGGAAGCCGGCAUCUCCUCCACCACUCACCAUGAUUUAAGCGAACUGCUCGAGCAGUGUGUUAUGACGCUGUUGCAGCAACAGGCUAACGCCACAGGUCGCUGCUAUCUGUCCAAGUUUCAAGAUGUUCUCAAGGUGGCCUUUAGUGAUGCCGCAAAGACUGAUCCGCGCGUGCUUGAAAAGUUUUAUUACGUUCAUGUGGAAGAGAAGGCCAAUCGUUCGUCUCAAAAGAAAACUUCAGAUUGGAGCAACUCUAUGCAAAAGCUGGACAAACGUACUGUUCGGACUUUGAGCCUCUGGUGCUUCAGCCCGGCGUUUGCUAUGAAAAGCCUCAUGGCUGAGGGCAUCAAGACUCUGAUCCUAACCAGUGGAACCCUCGCGCCCCUCAACAGCUUCAAGGCAGAACUCAUGACGGACUUUCCAGUCAUGUUGGAGAACCCCCACAUUAUCACGGGCAAGCAAGUAUGGGCGGGGGUCUUACCAGUAGGCCCCAGCAACGCACGCCUCAUAUCGAAUUACGAAAACCGCAAUUUGCCGGCCUACAAGAACGAACUGGGGAAUUCGCUGGUCAACUUUUCGCGAAUCGUGCCCGCGGGUUUGCUCGUGUUCUUUCCCUCCUACGGAGUCAUGGCUUCCUGCGUUGAGGCGUGGCAGCAGCCCUCUUCGACGGGUGCUUGCAUUUGGGACCGCUUAAGCCAGUACAAGACUGUCAUAGUGGAACCGCGAGAAAAGCAUGAGUUUGUUGCCGCCAUGCAUGCAUUUUACGACAAGAUUCAAGACCCGGCCUUGAGCGGUGCAAUCUUUCUGGCCGUGUGCCGUGGCAAGGUCAGCGAGGGUCUGGACUUUGCCAACUCCAAUGGUCGUGCGGUCAUCAUCACGGGAUUGCCCUACCCGGCGGUCAAGGAGCCACGGGUAGUCUUGAAGCGGCAGUACAUGGACGAUGCUUGCCGUCGGCGAGCCACCACGUUGAGUGGACAGGACUGGUAUCAAAUGCAAGCGACGCGGGCGGUGAACCAGGCCAUUGGUCGCGUGAUUCGCCACCGGCAAGACUAUGGUGCCAUCAUCCUAGCUGACAGUCGGUUUGCUGAUGAGCGGCAGCGAGCCUGUUUGCCCAAGUGGCUGCAAAAGCAUGUCGAGGUCUUUACUAAAUUUGGCGAGGCUCAGCGAAGUCUUACACUGUUUUUUCGGCGAGCCAAGGCCGACCCCGAGCUGCUGUCAGCCGAGCAGGACGCUCUCCGGGAAGCAGCUCUCAAAGCCAGUGCUCCACCAAGCCACGCAUUGCUGGGAGAGGGUACCUUUGCCGCAGCUGGGCGGCGCGCGGCCCGAUCAACGGGAUCGUCGCGGGGGGGUGUCGAUGGUACCGGGGCUACAACCGCAGCGCCAGCUCUGCAAAUUGCCUAUGACUUUUCCGAUCGGCAGCACCCUGCACUGCAGGCCACUGAGACACCGACUCGACCAAAACUAGUCGACCCGUCACUGUUGCAGCCGCAGGCAGCGCGUCAGCCCAGUUCAAACUCGGGGGGUCCGGAACUGCUGUCCGUUCCUGUGAUGGCCGCACCUCAGUCGACCGCACGGGCCAGUGUAUCGCAACAGCUGCAUGCGGCAGGCCGCUCGCUGUAUCAAAAACCAGGUCCAGAGCCCAGUAGGGAGGACCAUUUGUCUGGUGGAGCGGAUGCUUCAGCGGUUGCAGCCGCCACCGAGCAACGCAAGGAGGCCGCGUUUGCAGUGCUGAAGGAGCUGAAGCGUGUGUGCACGCCCGAGAAGCUGAUGCAAGCCAAGCAAUACCUGAAGCGCUUGCGCCUGGUGCGGGCCCAGCCCUCGCGCAAGGUACUGGUGGAGCUGGCCGUGCAGCUGUACGAUGCCACGGAUGGUGACUCCAACGUGCUCAGCCUGAUUGGUGAACAGUUUGAAGGGCUUAGCAAAGUGUACUGGGAUUCGGCCAUUACGCGACUUGACGGAGGUGAAGCUCCCGAGGUGGUGAAGCGACUGGUGGAGCCCGAGGCCGAGGAUGCACGAGCCGCCAAGCGGGCCAAGCUGCGUGCCGUCUUUGACGAGAUUGGGCGACUCUGUGGGGAGGAGGCUGUCCGACGGACACAGGAGCAUUUGACGGCCUAUCGGCGAGCCACGCCCACGCCCCCGUUGGCCACCCUCUUUUCAGCCUUACAAGAGGCAUUGGAGCGGGAUGCACGGGCUUUGCAGUUGAUGGAGGGCUGCCUGCCGCCGUCCAAGCAGCUCGAAUGGCGACGCCUGCAGACGCCGGCGCCCACAACCUGA